AUGGACGCCUAUUCGGGGUAUAACCAGAUCCCCUUACAUCCCAUUGACGAGGAGUACACCUCCUUCAUCACUAAUCGAGGGCGCUUCGCGGUACUGAAUCGCUUCAUCUCCAAACUGACUGAUAAAUGCCUCACUUUGUUCAAGGCUCUGAAAGAGAGAAAAAGAUUCUACUGGAGCGAAAAAUGUGAAGAGGCAUUCCAAGGGCAGAAGGAGCACCUCGAACGGGUACCCCUUCUUUCCAAGCCAAGAAAAGGGGAAAUUUUGUUACUAUGCUUGGCUGUGAGUAGCGAGGCCGACCGCAUCAAGGGACAAGCAGUGGCAGACUUUGUCGUCGAAUUCACAGGGGCAAUAGACUUCAAUGUCAAAAUGGAACUAACGCACCAUCCAGCAUGGACAUUGUUUGUAGAUAGGUUCGCUAGAGAAACUGGUUCAAGAGCAGGGGUCCUACUAGAAAGCCCGGAAGGCCACAAGCUCAACUGUGCAAUACGGUUCGGCUUCAAAACCUCCAACAACUCCACUGAAUAUGAGGCGCUCUUAGCAAGCCUCAUCCAGGACAAAUGUAUGGCUGCAUACCUAAAAAAGGCGAUGAAGCUGAUUCCCUACUUUGACAAGUUUGAACUAACCCAGAUCCCGAGGGUUGAAAACUUGCACGCGAAUGCCCUUUCAAAAUUGGUAAGCAGUAAAGAUUCAGAAUUGCUCAAGAUCGUCCUUGUGGAGUACCUCCCUAGAUCCUCCAUAGCCAAAGCAGAAGAAGUAAUGUGGGUCAAAAAAACCCCUCAUUGGAUGCGACCCAUCACAGCCUACCUCCAUAACAAUACCCUACCGAAACAUAAGGAAGAGGCCAGUAAACUCAGGUGUAAGGCUGUCCAUUUCAUACUCAAGGAUGAAGUUUUAUAUAAAAGAGGUUUCUCAUUGCCUCUUUUGAGGUGCACAAGUGGAGAUGAGGCAAAUUAUGUACUAAGGGAAAUCCACGAAGGAAUAUGCAGUAACCACAUUGGAGGCCUAACACUGGCCCAUAAAGUGUUGAGGCAAGGUUACUAUUAG
Molecule: messenger RNA, 1044 nt
Organism: Fraxinus pennsylvanica
Lineage: Eukaryota; Viridiplantae; Streptophyta; Magnoliopsida; Lamiales; Oleaceae
Source: the annotation of a GenBank genome assembly